UCAUAACAAUUGUCUAUGGUUAGGCUACACCGAAGAUAAUAUCUUGCGCAAGAGUGAGAAGACGCCAUGCAAACCCCAUGCCCCCACCCCUGUCAUGAGCAGCAAUCGAAGGCGGUUCUCGAGUGGCGAAGCCGGUUUCUAUUUUGUUCAUGGGUAGACUUGUCGCAGUUUGACUAGGGAACUCAUGUUGUCAGACAACUGUCUGACACUGAAUUCUAAGGCGAGAACGCGGUAAAAUAUUGACAAAAUGAUUAUCAAGUUUUUGUGUGCGGUGAUCACAAGGUCACUUUUUAUUUUGGUAUCUCUAAUCGGAGUUUGGAGAGUGACUUAUGUGAAAGAGAACAACAACUAUUGGCUUCUCACUAUUUUAUAUCUCCCACUUGUUGCUGAAAUGAUUAUGACUUUAAAAAGAAGAAAAGGCAGUGACUACAAAUGGUUUUCUCCAGCUAUUUUGCUGUUUCUUAUCAGCAUCAUCCCAACUAUUUGGAUUUUAGAGUUACAUCACCAAAACACCAAAUCAGAUGAAGCGUCGUGCACCAGCCUGGAUUCUGCAGAGAGCUUCAACAAAGCGUUAAACUUGACCUUGGUCCAACCGGCCAAUGAGACUGCAGUGGACCCACUCCAGAGUACGUUGCAGUUUGCGGCCCAGGUGUGCUCCAACGACUGGAUCCUGGCGCUGCACCAGAUCCUGCUGAUCCUGCUGAUCGUGGGGAAGUGGCUGAUGCCCAUCGGGGGCGGCUUCACCCGGGACCAGCUCUCCCAGCUGCUGCUGGUCUUUGUGGGCACCGCCGCAGACAUCCUGGAGUUCACCAGCGAGACGCUGUCAGACAUCAAGAAUAAUAACUUCGCUCUGGUUUACAUCAUCUUGGCUGUGUGGACCUGGACUAUGCUGCAGUUCCCCCUCCAUCUAUCAGUGAUGUCGUCGGACGCGGACGACCUGGAGGGCCAGGGUGGGGGCUCCUCUUUCCUGUCAAAGCACCAGGCGGACAUCUGGCAGAUCGUGGAGACACUCUUCAUCCAGGACGGGCCCUUCCUGCUGGUGCGCCUGGUGGUCAUGUUCCACUUCCGCAUCGUGCACCAGAUGCUCAUCUUCUUCGCCAUCAAGAACUUCCUGGUGGUGGUGCUCAACAUCUACCGCCUGAUGGUGCUCGUCCAGGACUUCAAGUCAGGGCUCUAAAUUAUUCAAUUUAAUUUAAAGCAGGGCUCUAAAUUAACACCAGCCAAGUGACCAAAUGCCUGUAAAAUUUCAGUUUGGCUGGUAGAAAAGACCAACUUAUCUGGUCACUUUGAUCCAUUAGUGAAUGUGUGUUUGGCUAGUGAGAUUAAUAUCUGCUAGCCAUGUUGGCUGGGGAUGGAAAGGGUUAAUUUGGAGCCCUGCGUGUGAACGUGGGUAGUCUCUUGCAUACAGCACCUACUGUAUAUGCACAUGCAUUACAUCACAUGUAGCAGACGAACUGUGGCCCUUGAAGGUAUUCCAAAUGUGCCUUGAAAUCAUUUCAAAAUAGUGUGUGUGUGUGUGUGUGUGUGUGUGUGUGUGUGUGUGUGUGUGUGUGUGUGUGUGUGUGUGUGUGUGUGUGUAUGUGUGUGUGUGUGUGUGUGAGUGUGUGUGUGUGUGUGUGUGUGUGUGUGUGUGUGUGUGUGUGUGUGUGCGUGCGUGCGUCUUUGUGUGUCUUUGUGUGUGUGUGUGUGUCUUUGUGUGUGUGUGUGUGUGUGUGUGUCUUUGUGUGUGUGUUUCUGUGGACUAUUUGAGUUGUACUAUUUGUUGGGUCAGAGGUUGGCCCCGAACAUCUUUGAAAAUUUCAAUUGGGCCCAGUUGGGAAAGGUUGGAAACCCCUGACAGAAAAAAAUAGGCCUAUAUAAGUUCCACAUUGACCAUUUCGCUUUAACGUUACUCACAAUCUUUUUGGCUUAGAAGGUGCAAAAUGGUCAGUGUACCGGAGUUCUACAUUUUUUUCUAAUAAAGCAACCUAUGGCUCAUCAUCAACACGCCUGCCAGCUGAGGUGUACUAAAAAAUCACAAGAUGUCCAUAACGACUAAGAAAAGAGGAUAUCAACAGCUUCCCAGACAUAACCAUCAUACUAUCACACACAUCCAUCAUGAUGCAUCCAGGACUUCAAGCUGACCAAGUGUCUCUCACAUACAUACUCGCCCAUAUUACAUUACUUUACAUUAUAUUUGACAGAUGCCUUUAUCCAAAAUGACUUACAAACUAGGACAUGAAUAGCAUACAGGACAUAAGAGUCAUACAAACACACAGAUUCAACAUGACACACGCAGGACUUAUAAUCAACCUGGUCAGAGUCUCUUUCUAUUUUGCAUCUCCCCCUCACACGCACACAUACACUUCCACUAAAUCUGGACCCGCUCCUUAUUUCUGUGACGCUGCACAGAAUUCUGUGACUAAGUGUGCCUGGUCAUCUCAUGCAAUUCAAAUUACAUUGUGUUUCAGAGUCAUGAAACAUUUCCGAUGGCUCAAUGGGGCAGGCUUCAGGCUAAAACACACUAGUUCUGCCAUUAUUCAGACCAAUGCUCACAGAGCUUAGUAGUCGUGAUAGCCAGACUAUCUUUCACCUGAUCUUUCACACGCACACACACCCCCACACAGAUCUGCACUUCCAUUGGCUGUGACACAUGCAGGAAGUCUGCGGCAGCGUAGUCGGUUAGCACGCGUCCAGGAACGCAAACUGUGUGAUAAGGUCUGUCGCGUGCAUUUUUGGAGACUUCGCAGGAAUAAACACUUGGUUUCACUGAGCUUUAGAGUUGUAAAUAUUUGUAGAUGACCUGGGUCAGUUAAGGGCAAUAGGGUUAAUUAGGGGAAGAUGGCAUCGGAUUAAAGUGUCUUUGAACCACAAAUGCGCCCUACCUAAGGCUGUUGACAGCCUCCAGGAUGCAAAUAUGCUGGAUUUAAUGUUAAAUAUUCUACUAGUGCAUUGUAGAUAUGCUUUAUUCUACUGUUAUUGUAUAAAAUCCACAACUUCUAUUAGAAAUGUGAAAUUUGAUAAGCAGUUUCACAGGAGUACGGAAUUUAAUUUUUGUAUGUAUCUGAAUGCCUCAGAUUUAUUUGCACUUGUCAUGACAGAAGUUGUAAAGGCAAAGAAGUUGGCGACACCACAUAUACUGUAAUAGUAGUAUGGCAAUUAUACUGUAAUCACUAAUGGUGCUAUAAGUACUUUAUAAAUGUAGUAUUUUUUCUUUUUGUAUGUGAAUAAUAAUACUGCUUUGCUUUGCCAAAUCACAGCAAAGACUGCUUUUCCAUGCUUGUCACAUGAAAAAAUAAAAACAUUUUUCUAACCAUUUCGGCAGGAAUGCUGUGAAAUGUGAAAGCGGGUGUUCCAUUUUGAAAUGUGAAAGCAGCGUUCCUUUUGCUUGUGUGUGUCUGUGUGUGUGUGUGUGUGUGAGUGUGAGUGUGAGUGUAUGUGUGUGAAUGUGUUCAUUUUUAUAAACUAUGCUCAGUGCAGCCACACAGCUGUUGUGAAAAGUACAAACCGCCUGCAGCCUUUAACAUGAUGAGUCUUGUGUUUCCUGGUUAAAAGAGCUUGGCAUCGAUCCACUUGAGCUCUUGGUGGAACGUCAGACCAGAUUAGGUUGAACACUUUUUUUUUGUUUUCUGGUGUGUCAAGAUAAACACCACAGAGUGUCUUGCUUGUGUUUGAGGGUGAGAGCAUACUGAUGGCCAUAUAAUGCAGUUGGGGAAGCAGGCACAUCUCAUUGGCAAUCAGAAUCUAGUGGAACAGUAAUUGAUUUUUUAUUUUUGAAGGUACACUGUUUAGGAUAUUGGCCAGAGUAGAUAUUGCAACUAUGCUGCUCAUUGAAACUGUGCUGCCUAUAGCCAAAUUUGAUCCUUUCACGAAUAUUUACUAAAUAAAGAACUAAUAUUUACUAGUAUGGUCAAAUUACAGUAAGUUUUGCUGCUAAAAGUGCAGUCAUAAGUGCAGUUUUCCCAGUCAUAAUGAAUUGCAUGGUGUUGGUAAGUAUUCGUGGGAAAAAAACAAUUUGAAUGGGCAGCAUGAAUACUAAACAAUAUUACACAGUGCACCUUUAGACGUUUCAUUUUAAAAUAUUUAAUUAGACUUUUCUCACUCUCCUUUUUAUGUUGACAGCUUAAUGUCUAUGCAGCAUGUAACAUUCGAGUUCAUCAUGAACAUUUGAGUUGCCAUAUCACAAACUUCAUCCUUUCUCUUUUUUGCCAUGGACAUUUAACACAACGAUCAACUUCAAGCUGUCUUUUGGCUUUAACACUUACAAACAUCAUACUGAAUGUUCAUAAAGGACCAGGGAUGUCACAUGUCCAUAUUCAUCUGCCAUCUUGAAUGAACCAAAGAGUAUGCAACCUAGUUUCGAAUCUCUUGUAUUUCCACCUUAUGCCAUGGUAAACUCACAAUAGCUAUGGAUGCUGUCAGUUGAAGGCAAAAAGUCCCAAUUAUUAAUAUCAAGCAUGGUAGAAAGUAUAUUCAGAAGAAUUACUGCAUG
Molecule: messenger RNA, 4471 nt
Organism: Engraulis encrasicolus (European anchovy)
Lineage: Eukaryota; Metazoa; Chordata; Actinopteri; Clupeiformes; Engraulidae
Product: transmembrane protein 26-like
Exons: 6
Coding region: 248-1177 (309 amino acids)
Source: RefSeq, a predicted model, not a curated record